GCGACCACAUCACGUGUCUCAUCACGUGACAUUUACACCAUGAACGUAAACAAGCAGACGACAGGUGUGCCGUCGAUUUACAACGUGUGCAUUUAUUACAAUUGACAUUUUAUUUGAGCUGAUCAAGUUACAUUAGUGAUCUCGGUAAAAAGUAGUUGUUUGCUGAAUAUGAGCUAUUACUUACGUUUGGUAACUUGACACGAAGCAUUUUCCGGUCCAAGCGAACGAAAGUGGUGUUGUCAGAAGAUCAAAGCUGCAGAUGCCACUAACUCGGAGGUCACAAGAUAGUGACUCUGUCACACCUCAUCAAGAUGCUGUUGAGCAUUGUAUGACCGGAGUGGACAAAGAAGACUUCACUGUUCGCUUCAUUAGCCAAUAUAAAGGACAAGGCGUGUUUACAACAAAACACUUCCAGAUGGGUGACUUUCUGUUGGAGUACAUAGGGCAAACCUUGUCUGCUGUUGAGGGGGAAGAACGCUUGACUUGGCCUGAUGUGGGCAGUUUCUUAUUUUUUGUGAACAAGAAUUUGUGUAUUGAUGCAACUGACAGCAGAUGCUAUGGUAAAUUCGUGAAUGACAGCAUGACAAAAAGGAGAGCCAAUGCCUUUAUGAAGCCCCUUUACCUUCGAGACAAAACGCAUUUGUGUUUGUUUGCCAAGAGGGAUAUUUCACCAAACGAAGAAGUCACAUACUAUUAUGGACCCACAGAUGAACAGAUGUACUGGAGAUUGGACAAACAGCCAGAACAGUUUUAUAACGCAGAAACCCCCGAAAGACCUCCAGUUGAAAGACCACCGACCAGUCCAGUUCAUAUGUCUAUCGGUACUUCAGUAGAAACCCCCGACAGACCUGUUGAGAGACCACCGAUCAGUCCACUUCAUACGUCCAUCAGUACUUCAGGAGAGACCCCUGACAGACCUCCAGUUGAAAGACCACCGAUCAGUCCAGUUCAUACGUCCAUCAGUACUUCAGGAGAGACCCCCGACAGACCUGUUGAGACCCCCGACAGACCUGUUGAGAGACCACCGAUCAGUCCAGUUCAUACGUCCAUCAGUACUUCAGUAGAAACCCCUGACAGACCUCCAGUUGAAAGACCACCGAUCAGUCCAGUUCAUACGUCCAUCAGUACUUCAGUAGAGACCCCGACAGACCUGUUGAAAGACAGCCAAUCAGUCCAGUUCAUACGUCCAUCGGUACUUCAGUAGAAACCCCUGACAGACCUCCAGUUGAAAGACCAUCGAUCAGUCCAGUUCAUUCGUCCAUCAGUACUUCAGGAGAGACCCCCGACAGACCUGUUGAAAGACAGCCAAUCAGUCCAGUUCAUACGUCCAUCGGUACUUCAGUAGAAACCCCUGACAGACCUCCAGUUGAAAGACCACUGAUUAGUCCAGUUCAUUCGUCCAUCGGUACUUCAGUAGAAACCCCCGACAAAUCUCCAGUUGAAAGACCACCAUGCGCUCCAGUUCAUACCUCUGUCGGUACUUCAAUAUGCUGUUCUGCAUCACUCAACCUGCUUCAAGACGCAGCCAGACCAGGUCCUAUUGACACACAAACUUCUGACAUGGGCGUGGCAUCUCCAGUGGUUCAUACCACUAUCCAGCCUUCUUUAUGCUGUUUGGAGGCAUGUUUAGAGUCUUCAGAUUCUGAUGUCAUCACACGAAACAUAAGGAAGACUAUACCUUUGAUACAGUCUGCUAGUGAAACUUGCAUUUCCAAUUCUAUGUCUGAAGACGAUGACUUGUCUGAUGUGUUUCUGAUGUUAAAUGCUCAGCCUACGUCAAAUAGCAAGCAGGAAGUUUGUGUGAGUAUUGCACAGUACAACAGACACUAAAGUCA
Messenger RNA from Haliotis rufescens (red abalone), 1835 nucleotides. RefSeq lists its product as uncharacterized. The transcript has 7 exons. Gene Ontology annotation, molecular function: protein binding. The record is from RefSeq and is a predicted model, not a curated record. The coding region runs from base 260 to 1204 and encodes 314 amino acids. Lineage: Eukaryota; Metazoa; Mollusca; Gastropoda; Lepetellida; Haliotidae.